Molecule: messenger RNA, 3149 nt
Organism: Aegilops tauschii subsp. strangulata
Lineage: Eukaryota; Viridiplantae; Streptophyta; Magnoliopsida; Poales; Poaceae
Source: RefSeq, a predicted model, not a curated record
AAAUAAAAAGAGCAACUUUCUUCAUUUUAUUUCAUUUCAUUUUCGAGCUGUCUUGUCGUCGGCAGGCAGCUCAGCACAGCACAGCUGCUUCUUUCUUCUUCUUCUUCUUCCCCUGCCUGCCUGCGACUUUGAUUGAUUCAGCUCCCCUCCCCUCGUCGUCGCCGCCGUCACCCUCCAUUCAUUCCCCAUUCCUUUCGGCGUCCUCUCCUCCGCUGAUUCCUCCUGCGCCGCCGACUCUUGCUGCUGCGCCCCGCCAGGGCCAGGGCCGGGCCGCCGCCGCCGCAGAUCCAAGAAAGAAGCUCCGGUCGAUUUAUUCUCCGGCCAUCUCCACCUGAGUACUCAGGAUCUGCACUGCACAGCUGCAAGAUGAUGGCCCGGAAUUCAGACGGCGAGCUGGAGGAGCAGUCCACGGAGGGGUACCAGGAGGCGGCGUUCGAGGCCUUCAUGUGCCCGCUCACCAAGCAGGUGAUGCAGGAUCCCGUCACCAUCGAGACCGGCCAGACCUUUGAGCGUGAGGCCAUCCUCAAGUGGUUCAGGGAGUGCCGUGACAAUGGCCGCCGGCCCACCUGCCCGCUCACGCAGAGCGAGCUCCGCACCACCGACAUCAACCCCAGCAUCGCCCUCCGCAACGUCAUCGACGAGUGGAGGGCCAGGAACGACGAGAAGGACCUUGAGAAGGCCUGCAACGCCCUCAGGCUGCACCCCGAGGACGACGAGGAUGACACCCUGCGCGCCAUGGCCUACAUCUCGCAGAUAUGCCAGCGGAGCGGCGCCAAGAAGAACCUCGUGCGCGGCCAGGGCAUCAUAUCCACGCUCGCCGACUUGCUCAAGAGCAGCAGCAGGAGGGUCCGCCUCAAGUCCCUGCAGGUCCUCCGCACCGUCGUCGAGGACAAUGAUCAGAACAAGGAAGAGCUGGGGAAGGGCGACACGGUGCGCACGAUCAUAAAGUUCCUGUCGAACGAGCAUAUCCAGGAGAGGGAGCUUGCGGUUUCCCUGCUGUAUGAGCUCUCAGAGUAUGAGCCCGUGUGCGAAAGGAUCGGCGCGGUCUAUGGGGCCAUACUGCUGCUGGUUGGCAUGGGGAGCAGCAAGUCGGAGAACAUGAUGGCUGUGGAGAAAGCAGAGAAGACGCUCAAGAAUCUGGAGAAGUAUGACACCAACAUCAAGCAAAUGGCUGAAAAUGGGAGGCUGCAGCCUCUCCUCACCAAACUGCUUCAAGGCGGGCCUGAGGUGCAGGUUACCAUGGUUGAGUACCUCGGGGAGCUGGCAUUGGCUAACGAUGUGAAGGUGGUGGUGGCAGAGCAGGUUGGAACGCUGCUGGUGAGCAUCAUCAAAACCGGCGGCCUGCCGGCGAGGGAGGCGACGCUCAAGGCGAUGAGGGAGAUGUCAUCCAACGAGCUGAGCGCCAAGAUACUGCUGCAGGCCGGCAUCCUGCCGCCGCUGGUCAAGGACCUCUUCUCCGUCGGCGCCAGCAGCCACUUCCCCAUGAGGCUCAAGGAGGUCUCCGCCACCAUCCUCGCCAACCUGGUCGCCUCUGGGGCCAGCUUCCGCUCAAUCCCGCUCGACGACGCCGGCAGGCAGACGCUCCUGUCCGAGGACGUGGUGCACAGCCUGCUCCAUCUCAUCAGCAACACCGGCCCCGCCGUCGAGUGCAAGCUGCUCAACGUCCUGGUCGGCCUCACCAGCUCACCGGACACAGCCCAAGACGUGGUGUCGGCCAUCAAGAGCUCCGGCGCGACCAUCAGCCUGAUCCAGUUCCUGGAGGCAGCUCACCGGGAGAUCCGCGUCGAGUCCCUCAAGCUCCUGCGCAACGUGUCGCCGUACAUGGGCGCCGAGCUCGCGGAUGCCCUCGGCGGCCACCUGAGCAGCUUGCUCCGGGUGAUAUCCGACGCCGGUGGUGGUGGCGUGACAGAGGAGCAGGCGGCAGCCGUGGGCCUGCUGGGUGACCUCCCGGAGAGGGACUCGAAGCUGACGCGGCAGCUGUUUGAGCUGGGGGCGUUCGGUACGCUGAGCACGAAGCUGGCAGAGCUCCGGCGGGGCGCCAUCCGCGGGAACCGGUACACGACGCCGCUGACGGAGGGCAUGGUGAAGGUGAUGUACAGGCUGACGUGCAUGCUGCAGGAGGCGCCAGAGUACGUGGAGUUUGCGCGGGAGGCCGCCCUGGCGCCGUUGUUUGUGGAGCUGGUGCAGGUGAACGGGCAGGACGCGGUGCAGCUCUACUCGGCGAUGGCGCUGGAGAAGCUGUCCCUCGAGACGAGGAACCUGACGGUCAUCCCUGACCCCCCGCCGCCAGCGCCUUCCGGCGGCUUCCUGUGCGCAUGCUUCGGGGUGCCGUCGUCGACAGCUGCGGAUGCAGGUCGUCCGGUGGGGGUGUGCCGCGUGCACGGCGGGUUCUGUUCGCUGCGGGAGAGCUUCUGCCUGGCUGAAGGCGGGGCCGGGGGGAAGGCGGUGGAGCGGCUGGUGGCGUGCCUGGACCACCUGAACCCGGAGGUGGUGGAGGCGGCGCUGGCGGCACUGGCGACGCUGGUGGGGGAUGGUGUGGAGGCGGCAGAGGGCGUGGGGGUGCUUGGGGAUGCCGAUGGGCUGCGGCCAGUGGUGGACAUUCUGGUGGAGAACCGGACGGAGGCGCUGCGGCGGCGGGCGGUGUGGGUGGUGGAGCGCAUCCUGCGGGUGGAGGACAUCGCGCAGGAGGUGGCGGCGGACCAGACGGUGGCGUCGGCGCUGGUGGAGGCGUACCGCAACGGCGACCCGCGCACCCGGCACACCGCGGAGCGCGCCCUCCGGCACCUGGACAGGAUCCCGAACUUCUCCAGCGCGUUCCAUGCCCAAGCACGCCGGCCAUGAACAUGACAUCCGAACCUUCUUGUUGCCAUCCUUUGUGUUUCAAAUUCGAACCUUCCUUUUUUGGUGCUGUGCUAUGUAUGUAAUAUAUAUGAUGGAUGUAAAUGUGUAUGUAGCUUGAUUUUAUUGGUUUGUUCAUGUUUAAUUAAUAGGGUAGGAGUAUCAAGUAUGAGAAUCACAACCACAAUUCUCACAAUUGAAGACAUGUGAUGGUGAUAAUUUGUUAAGUUGCACCCUGAUAUAUAAUAAAGAUGUAUGUACAGAUGAGAAAAUUAUAUAUAUAUAUAUAUAUUGGUUGCAGAUUUCUACUA